Messenger RNA from Pseudophryne corroboree (corroboree frog), 2968 nucleotides. RefSeq names its product gastrula zinc finger protein XlCGF57.1-like. Gene Ontology annotation, molecular function: RNA polymerase II cis-regulatory region sequence-specific DNA binding; DNA-binding transcription factor activity, RNA polymerase II-specific. Lineage: Eukaryota; Metazoa; Chordata; Amphibia; Anura; Myobatrachidae. The transcript is spliced from 6 exons. Gene Ontology annotation, biological process: regulation of transcription by RNA polymerase II. Bases 91 to 1860 code for a protein of 589 amino acids. The record is from RefSeq and is a predicted model, not a curated record.
GUUCCACCUUACUUCCGGGCUGUGCGUUCCACAUACAGGAAGUGAGUUUUCAUCGACAGCUGCAGCCUCCCAGUGUCCGUGGAGAUCAGGAUGGACAAAGACAGGAGUCACAGGACUGAGAGGAUAAUAAAUAUCACCCUGGAGAUCAUUUACCUGCUGACUGGGGAGGAUUACACAGUAGUGAAGAAGACAUCCAAUGAGUGUGAGAUACUCAACAGCCAUCCCUGUGUGUCAGGAGGUCUGAGUAGAACCCAGAGCCACAUCCCAGUGCCUCCACCUGACUCACUAAUACAUGAGAGACCCAAUGACCAAAAGAUCCUGGAACUCACCAACAAGAUCAUUCAGCUGCUGACUGGAGAGGAGGGGGAGUAUAUAGAGGAACACAGGGGUCUGUACAAGGACGUGAUGAUGGAGAAUCACCGGCCCCUCACAUCUCUGGAUAAGAGGAGACUGUCAUGUAUUGUACAGGGGAGAGCAGAAGGACCCAGUAACCGAGAUAUCUCAGAGACAUGUCCCCGUCCUCUGUAUACCCAGGACUGUACAGAGGAGUAUCACAGGAUCCCACAGGAGGAUCAGAUACAUCAGAGAAGUCACACAGGUGAGAAUCCAUUUUCUUGCUCUGAGUGCGGGAAAUGUUUUACACAAAAAUCACAACUUGUUACACAUCAGCAAAGUCACACAGCUGAGAAGGCAUUUCCAUGUUCUGAGUGUGGAAAAUGUUUUGCAUACAAAUCAGAUCUUGUUAGACAUCAGAGAAGUCACACAGGUGAGAGGCCAUAUUCUUGCUCUGAGUGUGGGAAAUGUUUUUCCCAGAAAUCACAUCUUGUUCUACAUCAGAGAAGUCACACAGAUGAGAGGCCGUUUUCUUGCUCUGAGUGUGGGAAAUGUUUUUCCCAGAAAUCACAUCUUGUUCUACAUCAGAGAAGUCACACAGAUGAGAGGCCGUUUUCUUGCUCUGAGUGUGGGAAAUGUUUUAGAUGGAAAUCACAACUUGUUACACAUCACAGAAGUCACACAGGUGAGAAGCCAUUUUCUUGCUCUGAGUGUGGGAAACAUUGUUUAAAUAAAUCACAUCUUGUUAUACAUCAGAGAAGUCACAUAGGUGAGAAGCCAUUUUCUUGCUCUGAAUGCGGGAAAUGUUUUUCCCAGAAAUCAUAUCUUGUUAUACAUCAGAGAAGUCACACAGGUGAGAAGCCAUUUUCUUGCUCCGAGUGUGGGAAAUGUUUUAGAUGGAAAUCACAACUUGUUACACAUCACAGAAGUCACACAGGUGAGAAGCCAUUUUCUUGCUCUGAGUGUGGGAAACAUUGUUUAAAUAAAUCACAUCUUGUUAUACAUCAGAGAAGUCACACAGGUGAGAAGCCAUUUUCUUGCUCUGAAUGCGGUAAAUGUUUUUCCCAGAAUUCACCACUUGUUACACAUCAGCGAAGUCACACAGGUGAGAAGCCAUUUUCUUGCUCUGAGUGCGGGAAAUAUUUUUCCCAGAAAUCAUAUCUUGUUAUACAUCAGGGAAGUCACACAGGUGAGAAGCCAUUUUCUUGCUCUGAGUGUGGGAAAUGUUUUAGAUGGAAAUCACAACUUGUUACACAUCACAGAAGUCACACAGGUGAGAAGCCAUUUUCUUGCUCUGAGUGUGGGAAACAUUGUUUAAAUAAAUCACAACUUGUUAUACAUCAGAGAAGUCACACAGGUGAGAAGCCAUUUUCUUGCUCUGAAUGCGGGAAAUGUUUUUCCCAGAAAUCACCACUUGUUACACAUCAGCGAAGUCACACAGGUGAGAAGCCAUUUUCUUGCCCUGAGUGUGGGAAACGUUUUACACGGAAAUUAUAUCUUGUUAGACAUCAGAACUCACACAAGUGAGAAUAUAUUUCCAUGUUCUGAGUGUGGGAAAUGUUCUGCACACAAAUCAGAUCUUAGAAACCAUGAGAGAAGUUGCACAGGUGAGAAGCCAUUUUCUUGCUCUUAGUGCGGGAAAUGUUUUACAUAGAAAUCACAACUUGUUACACAUCACAGAAGUCACACAGGUGAGAAGCCAUUUCCAUACUCUGAGAAAUAAAUCGGCACUUGUUGCACACAUUAGACAUCACUCAGGUGAGGAACCAUUUUAAUCUUCUGGAGUAUACUCCUCAUUGCCAUGCAUUGUUCUUCAAAGUUCUUAUCCUAUCUCCUAUGCUUUUUGCAAUAUACAUGUUACCACUGGGUGAAAUAAUCAGGUGUCAUGCCCUCAUCUACCACUGCUAUGCAGAUGACCUGUCUUUUGAUCCAGGUACUGAGAAACCAGUACCAAUCCUAAAUGGUUGUCUAGCUGAGCUCCAGGUGUGGGUGAUGCCAGUUGGCUGUGACUCAGUCCUGGUGAAACAGGUCCUUAUGAUAGAAGCUCACCAAUAAACGGCAGGGCUACAACUCAGCUUUACUACCAACCAGACGCCACAUAACACCCAUUCUCUGUUCCCUCCACCGGCUGCCUGUAAGAUGGUGACUGUUACAUAAUCUUACUGACUCUCCCAGCCCUACAUGACCAGGGUCCAAGGUACCAGAAGCAGCUUCUGACUCCUUACUGUCCUACUUGCUUCCAUCUGCAGAUGGACUGUUACCAGCAAUACCAAGAAACCCCAAGCAGUGCUGAGAUGUCAGAGGGGAGACAGGGUGGGUGGCACUAUUGCUGUAUCGGGGGCACUGUCUGGGUAAUAUUAUCCCCAAGCAGAGCUGAGGGGGUACUCAGGGUGGCUGGCAGUAGUGGGGACUGCAGGAGGCAGUGUAUGUGUGAGAAUCUUGUCCUCAAGCAGAGUUAAGGUGUCAGAGGGGGAGACAAGGUGGUGAAAGUAGUGGAAAGGAGACAGGGCGGAUGGCAGUAGUGAGCGGAGACAGGGUGGGUGGCAGUAGUUGGGGGAGACAGGGUGGUGGCAGUAGUGGGGGGAGACAGGGUGAGUGGCAGUAGUGGAAGGAGACAGGGCGGUGACAGUAGUGG